Messenger RNA from Perca fluviatilis (European perch), 2167 nucleotides. RefSeq names its product nucleoredoxin (gene nxn). The record is from RefSeq and is a predicted model, not a curated record. The transcript has 8 exons. Gene Ontology annotation, molecular function: thioredoxin-disulfide reductase (NADPH) activity. Lineage: Eukaryota; Metazoa; Chordata; Actinopteri; Perciformes; Percidae. Bases 1 to 1257 code for a protein of 418 amino acids.
AUGUCGGAGUUUCUGGUGAGUCUAUUCGGGGAGCGGCUCGUCAACAGCGAGAAAGCCGAGGUGGAUGUGCAGUCGCUGGGCGCCAAGCUGUCCCUGGUCGGGCUCUUCUUCGGAUGCAGCCUGAACGCCCCGUGCAAGCAGUUCAACGGCAGCCUGUGCGAGUUUUACAGCAGGUUCAAAAAGGCGUCUGAACAUAAGGACAAAUUGGAAAUCGUCUUCAUUUCGUCUGAUCAGGACCAGAAACACUGGCAAGACUUUUUGCAGGAGAUGCCAUGGCCUGCCUUACCUCUCAAAGACAGACACAAAAAGAUGAAGCUGUGGAACAAAUACAAAGUAACUAGUAUCCCAUCUCUGGUGUUUGUGGACGCAGCCACGGGGAAGGUGGUGUGUCGGAAUGGUCUACUGGUGGUCAGAGAUGACCCUAAAGGCCUGGAGUUCCCCUGGGGGCCGAAGCCAUUUGCAGAGGUGGUGGCAGGGCCUCUGCUCAGGAACAACAGGCAGACAACUGACAGCAGCUCUCUGGAAGGCCACUACGUGGGCGUCUACUUCUCAGCACACUGGUGUCCGCCAUGCCGCAGUUUGACCCGAGUCUUGGUGGAAUCAUAUCGAACCGUCAAAGAGUCGGGUCAGAAGUUUGAGAUUGUGUUUGUCAGCGCUGACAGGUCAGAGGAGUCCUUUAUGCAGUACUUCAGCGAGAUGCCGUGGUUGGCGGUGCCAUAUUCGGACGAGGCUCGACGGUCACGACUCAACAGACUUUAUGGAAUACAAGGUAUUCCCACGCUGAUUCUGUUGGACGCAGAGGGUCACGUGAUUACGCGACAGGGCCGCGUGGAGGUGCUGAACGACCCGGAGUGCCGGCUCUUUCCCUGGCACCCUCGGCCCGUGCUGGAGCUCAGCGAGUCCAACGCGGUGCAGCUCCACGAGGGGCCCUGCCUCGUCCUGUUUGUGGACGCUGAAGAGGAAGGUGAAUUGGAGCCAGCAAAGGAGCUGAUUCAGCCAAUUGCGGAGAAGCUUAUGGCCAAGUACAAAGCCAAGGAGGAGGAGAUGCCGCUGCUGUUCUUUGUGGCUGGAGAGGAUGACAUGAGUGACUCCCUGCGGGACUACACUAACCUCCCAGAAGCAGCUCCUCUUCUCACCAUCCUGGACAUGUCGGCCCGGGCCAAGUAUGUUCGCGACGUAGAAGAGAUCACGCCGGCCGAAGUGGAGCAAUUUGUCGGCGAUUUCCUGGCUGAAAAGCUCAAACCAGAGCCCAUCUAAAGAGAAAGUCCAAAUAUAAAUCGGACAUACCAUAUGGGACUCACUCCAUCAUCGAACCCCGACCUGUUGCUACCCCCCCUCCCCCUCACCCUUCCCAGCCUCCCACUAUCUCUCCUGCCUCCCCCCUGACUUUGUCAGACUGUUAGAGAGAUGUCUCACUUUUUACUGACAUUUUAACAUUUUUUAGACAUGUUCCUCUUUUUCCUGUGGUGCCUUGCAUUGACGAUAGUCCCUACAGUAAUAUAUAUAUGGAGAUUCUGUUGGUUCUUUUUUUUUUUUUUUUUUUUUUUGGCCUAAAGUCACUCUAUAGCUUCUGAACUCUAGAGAAAACCUGAGAAUUACUCAGUGGACCUAGCCUGACAAGCCAGACCCACAUGACCCUGGCUGCAAAUUAUUGAUUGAUGAUUUCUAGGCUACAGUGGACCUACUUAUUCAGCUGAUUCUUUGCUUUCCGUUUUGUCUGCGUGAUCUUUGUUACUUUUGGUUUCUGAAUGAUGUUGAGAAAGAAUAAAAUGCAUUUUUACAGUUGUAAUUCACAUGUAGUGCAAAUGUGCUAAACCUCAGUUGGAUGUAGCCGCAAGCCUUUAUGGCCCCAUUUAAAGAAAAAAACUAAAACCGGUGCACAUACAGUAAAGAUCACAUUAUACUUGCUUGUAACAGACCAAUGACUGAUGUUUUAAAACCCCUGUGUCUUGUUGUGCGUGUUAUGUGAGUGAAAGUCAUCUCUUGCCGGUUGUUGAUGGUGGUUCUCAUCUCAAAGUCAUUAUGAGGAUUUUCUGUGAAGGUCCCUAAUGAAAAGGUUAUUUCUGAAGGAGCAGAAAUGGCAUUUGAAGUGUUGAUUGUAUAAAUCCCUGUAUUCUGUUACUUAAGUACUGAAUUGUCACACCCAUUAAAAAUUCACUGGCAAGCA